CAACACAUUUCACAGGCUGCACAGAAUUCCUAUUGGCUGGACAUUAUGGCUGUGCUGAAGAUCUCCUCCCUACUUGCAGCCUUUGCCUUGGUGGUCUGCCAAAUGCAUAGCUCACAAGCAGCCCCAGUCAGACCCGGGCUGGAGUCAGUGCCAGAGAGGGUGGCUGUUGGUGAUUAUGAAGCCAGGAGAUUACUGAAUGCAUUGGUCAAAGAGUUUGUACAGAUGACAGCGGAGGAGCUGGAACAGGCCAGCGAGGGCAACAGCCUGGAUAGACCCAUUUCCAAACGCUGCUCCAGCCUAAGCACAUGCGUGUUGGGGAAACUGUCUCAAGACCUGCACAAAUUGCAGACGUAUCCUCGUACUGAUGUCGGUGCCGGGACCCCUGGCAAGAAAAGAAGCGCGAUGGGUGACAUGGACAAUGAGCGUUACGCAAGCUACGGGGAGCAGUUUGAGAAUUAACCCCUCCAUCGCACCCCUCCCCUCCCCCCCCUAGGCAGGACCUGCGUGGUUUGCAUUAAGUUGCAUGAUGACCUGAUUGCUUUUUUGACUUGUGUCUCGAUUCAGCACCAUGGACAGGGACUUCUGACUCCGAUCUCAGAGCGCACAAGUAACACACAACCGCACACAGCCACUGCAACACACAACCUCUGAUACCUAAUAUCUAUACAUUAUACUAUAGACCAGAAUAAGACGACGGGAUGGGGAGAUCACAAAAAAAUAAUAAUUCUGAUUUCAAAAUGAUUCUUCACAUUUUUAUCAUGAAUUACGAAAAAACAUCGCUGGCAACACUGUGUAUAAAUAAACUCAUCUUUCAUGCCGAAACCAUGCACUUAAUUAAUAAACCUAUUUUUCUACAAGGAUAA
Molecule: messenger RNA, 863 nt
Organism: Spea bombifrons (plains spadefoot toad)
Lineage: Eukaryota; Metazoa; Chordata; Amphibia; Anura; Pelobatidae
Gene: CALCB
Product: calcitonin related polypeptide beta
Exons: 4
Coding region: 46-459 (137 amino acids)
Cellular component (GO): extracellular region
Molecular function (GO): hormone activity; calcitonin receptor binding
Source: RefSeq, a predicted model, not a curated record